Periophthalmus magnuspinnatus is the source of this 2606-nucleotide messenger RNA. RefSeq names its product solute carrier family 15 member 1-like. The transcript is spliced from 23 exons. Gene Ontology annotation, cellular component: membrane. Gene Ontology annotation, molecular function: dipeptide transmembrane transporter activity. Lineage: Eukaryota; Metazoa; Chordata; Actinopteri; Gobiiformes; Gobiidae. The record is from RefSeq and is a predicted model, not a curated record. Bases 63 to 2255 code for a protein of 730 amino acids. Gene Ontology annotation, biological process: oligopeptide transport; transmembrane transport.
CUAUUACCUUUGAGUGUAGCAGGGGGACAGGACCCAUCCAGAGGAGUGCUACAACCACCAGCAUGACAGAAAAAGAAGAGCUGAAGAAGGAGAAGAGGGGCAAGGGUCCAGUCAUAUGUGGAUACCCCCUCAGCAUUUUCUUCAUAGUUGUUAAUGAGUUCUGUGAAAGGUUUUCCUACUAUGGCAUGCGAGCUGUACUUGUGCUGUACUUCAAGUACUUCUUAAAUUGGAAUGAUGAUUUUGCAACAUCCAUCUAUCACGUCUUUGUGGCCCUUUGUUACCUGACCCCAAUCCUGGGGGCCAUUGUAGCAGAUUCAUGGCUUGGAAAGUUCAAGACUAUCAUAUACCUGUCCAUUGUGUACGCUUUGGGUCAGAUCGCAAUGGCUAUCAGUGCCGUCCAUGACAUUACUGACCAGAACAGGGAUGGGACUCCAGACAACAUGACCUUUCAUGUAGUGUUGUCUAUGGUGGGCCUCUUCCUGAUUGCUCUGGGCACUGGUGGGAUUAAGCCUUGUGUGGCUGCCUUCGGUGGAGACCAGUUUACUAAUGAACAGGAAAAUCAAAGAAGAACUUUCUUCUCUGUCUUCUACCUGUGCAUUAAUGGAGGGAGUCUGCUGUCCACCAUCAUCACUCCUAUUCUCAGAGCUCAGCAGUGUGGCAUCCACACAAAGAUGGAGUGUUAUCCUCUGGCGUUUGGUGUCCCUGCUGCUCUCAUGGUGGUAGCUCUUGUGGUGUUCAUUGUGGGUAGUCCCAUGUACUUCAAAGCAAAGCCACAGGGCAAUAUCAUGCUGGAUGUGUGCAAGUGUAUAGGGUUUGCUAUUAAGAAUCGCUACAAACACAGAAGCAAGCAAUAUCCAAAGAGAGAACACUGGAUGGACUGGGCAGAGGAGAAAUAUGGUAAACUUCUGAUAGCACAGAUCAAAAUGGUGCUGAAGGUUUUGUUUUUAUACCUCCCACUCCCUAUGUUCUGGACUUUGUUUGACCAAAAGGGUUCAAGAUGGACACUGCAGGCCACUACACUGAAUGGAGACUUUGGGGUAUUCAUUGUCCAACCUGAUCAGAUGCAGACAUUUAAUCCCAUUCUGAUUCUGACUUUGGUGCCAAUUAUGGAUAAUAUUAUUUAUCCCUUGAUUAAGAAAUGUGGAUUCAACUUUUCACCCUUGAAGAGAAUGACAGUGGGGAUGUUUCUAGCAGCGAUGGCUUUUGUCUGUGCUGCUGUCGUCCAACUACAGAUCGAUAAAACACUGCCCACGUUUCCAUCAUCCUCCCAGAGCCAAAUCAAACUUCUAAAUAUGGCCCCCAACGUGAUCAGUGUUCAGAUACAAGGCAAUAAUGAAGAACAGCUUCUACCGAAUCAGGCCAGCCCUGAGUACUACACACUGGACACCGACAUCAUAUCAGUGUCUGUAGUAAAUCCUCCUAUGAAAAAAACCAUUUCCCUGACAAAAGGUCAUCGGCAGACCCUUCUCCUUCCUACAAAUUUGUCUAACGAGUGGCAGCUGACAGAUGAUUUAAUCUCUAAACCCCAAAAAGGAGCCAAUGCCAUUCGGUUUGUCAAUGGGUUCAAUACCCCAAUAAACAUUUCAACUGCUGAAGUCGAGUUCGAAGUCACUGAACCACUUUUAGCCAGCAACUACUCGCUGUUAAAGAACGGAAAGCAAACCUUUACCAUCCGCUCCAACUCUGCAUCUUGUACCGUCGAGAAAGAAUUUGGCUUUGGGAGCUCGUAUACUUACUUCAUCCCGAGUACUUUCACUUUCUCGACGGAUUGUGGAGGUGAAAUUACUGAAGUGGAGGAAAUCAAACCAAACACAGUACACAUGGCCUUGCAGAUUCCACAGUACUUCUUUAUAACUGCUGGAGAGGUCAUGUUUUCUGUCACUGGGCUGGAGUUUUCUUAUUCACAGGCACCAAGCAACAUGAAGGCUGUGCUCCAAGCCGGUUGGUUACUCACUGUUGCAGUUGGAAACUUCAUUGUCCUGAUUGUCGCUGAACUCGCAAAACUUCCGAAACAGUGGACAGAGUACGUGUUGUUCGCCUCUCUCCUGGUGGCAGUGUGCUUCAUCUUCUCCAUCAUGGCGUAUUUCUACACCUACAUAGACCCUGCAGAGAUCGAGGCGCAGUUCACAAACGAAGUUAAACAUGACGACGACGAUGACGAUGAAGAUAAACCCAGGAAGAACUCACAGAAGUCCGAAAUGGAGAUGGUGAAACAAAAAGAUGGUCAUAACUACAAAUUACAAACCAAACUGUAAAUAUAUCAUAGUGCUGUUUUGUUUACCAUUUUGUAUUCGUAGAAACUUUAAGCGUAUAACAAUGCAAGUCGGGGGUUAUAGAAGUAAUCUGAAUCAUUGUAUUUGAAGUGAACAGAAAAUACUUAUCUGUGAAUAAAGUUGUUUUGUGUAUACAUUUGCCAAUCUCUGAAAAUACAUGCAGUAAGUACAUAAACGUAAAACAGGAUCGUGCUGGUAAAAAAACGUUAUAAACUUUGUAUGGAAACAAGUUUUUAUCAGUGGAAAUUGUUGCUCUCGCUUUUUGUUUUGUGAAUUAGCAUGAGUAAUAUGUAAAGUGUUCUAUACAAUUUACUCUCAAACGAAAGUAAAGAC